AACACGUCAUCGCACUGCGCCAUCAAACAUUGCGCACUAGAUGCGCAGCGACUUUAGCUUGAGCUAGCUGCAACUGGUUACUACUGGUAAAGGUUUUUUUGUUGUUGUUGUAAAUAUUGAGUUUUUUCUUUAAAAAGUUCCAGCCAUGGCGAUGCAAGCAGCUAAACGAGCUAAUAUUCGUUUACCUCCAGAGGUGAACAGGAUAUUGUAUAUUCGUAACCUUCCAUACAAGAUCACCGCAGAGGAGAUGUAUGACAUCUUUGGAAAGUAUGGGCCAAUUCGUCAAAUCAGAGUUGGGAACACACCAGAGACAAGAGGAACAGCCUAUGUCGUAUACGAAGACAUCUUUGAUGCCAAAAAUGCCUGUGAUCACCUUUCUGGAUUCAACGUCUGCAACAGAUACUUAGUUGUAUUGUACUAUAAUGCGAACAGGGCUUUCCAAAAAAUGGACACAAAGAAAAAGGAGGAGCAGCUGAAACUUCUCAAAGAGAAGUACGGGAUAAACACAGACCCACCGAAAUAGUCAACAUUUUUUUUUUCUGUUGUUCUAUUCUUUCUUGCACCCAUAUCCUUCUCACUUUACCCCUUUAAGUAAUGAUUUUUACCC
This is a messenger RNA of Sinocyclocheilus grahami, 607 nucleotides long. RefSeq names its product splicing factor 3b, subunit 6 (gene sf3b6). The transcript has 4 exons. Gene Ontology annotation, cellular component: cytoplasm; nucleus. NCBI's taxonomy places the organism in Eukaryota, Metazoa, Chordata, Actinopteri, Cypriniformes, Cyprinidae. Gene Ontology annotation, molecular function: mRNA binding. The coding region runs from base 146 to 523 and encodes 125 amino acids. The record is from RefSeq and is a predicted model, not a curated record.